Messenger RNA from Helobdella robusta, 807 nucleotides. RefSeq lists its product as hypothetical. NCBI's taxonomy places the organism in Eukaryota, Metazoa, Annelida, Clitellata, Rhynchobdellida, Glossiphoniidae. The record is from RefSeq and is a predicted model, not a curated record. Bases 1 to 807 code for a protein of 268 amino acids. The transcript has a single exon.
AUGACAAAUGAACUAAGUAACGUGUACAUAGAUGAAGAUGGUAAUCUACAAUUUGGAGAUCAAUAUCUCGAAGAAAUUGAACAAAAGCAAGCAUCUGGUAAUUUAGGAAAAAAUACAGAUUCAUUUGAAAAAUUAUUUACAAAAUUUAUUGAAAGCUCACAAGAUUUAAAUAAACAGAACCUGAAAUAUAUUGCAGAAAAGUUUAUAAUUGAAAGAUUUACAAGUAAAAAUACUAACCCAAGCCAGUGGAUUGAUGUUUUUGAAAAAGAAUGUUUACGUUUCGAUAUUACGGAAGAUGAGAAAAAAAUUGAGAUACUCAGACUAUUCAUGGAUAAAAGUUGCGCUGAUUGGUAUAGUUCUAUGAUUAUAAAAUUAACACUAAACUCAGAGUGGUCUAUAUGGAAAAAUAAAUUCUGUGAAUCAUUUGCAAAUCAAGGCUGGAACCAAGUGACUUAUGCGUCGUUAUUUAAGUACAAGGAUGGUUCAUUGGUGGAUUAUGCUAUAAAAAAAGAAAAACUUUUACUGGACAUGAGAACAUCAAUAGGUACAGGUACUCUAGUGGAUCUUAUUGCAGCUGGAUUGCCAGGCUUUGUUCUAGAUAAGAUAAAUAGACAAUCAAUGGAAGAUACAGUAGACUUAUUCAAUGAAGUAAGAAAGUAUGAACAUUUGAUGAAUAAAAAUAAGAAUGGAGUUUACACGAGAUACGAAAAUCAGAAGAUAUAUAACAAAAUUGAGGAACGUACUGCAUGCAAAAUAUGUGAACGGUUAAAUAAAGGUAUACGCUACCAUCCAGAGGCUGCAUGUUAG